AUGUCCUCCGACCCAACCCACGAUCUCCAAUACACCUGGGAACCACCGAAUUACGAGUUCAGCAAGCGUCCAUCCUUCACCACUGUCCAAGAAACCCAAGACGACGAUCAUGAAGGUAGCACCACCGGGAAUUUCUCUCGCUACGCCAAAUUUACACCAGACGGAUCAGCCUUCCUAACACACCUCGAAAACCACACUAUCCAAAUCUUCGAAUUCGACUCUACCAAGACUCACAAGGCAUCCCUUCUGCUAGGAGAACAAGAAGACCCUCCUUCCAAACCCCAGCUAAAACUCACACUUCCCCAAGCCUCGCCGUUAGUCGCAACAGAGUGGUUUCCGACGGCCAGUUGUAGACCAGAAGCACUAGCUGGGUUCUGCUUCGUCGCGUCUGUCAGGGAAUGCCCUGUGAAGCUAUUGGAUGCCAGGGACGGAAGGCUACGAGCCUCCUACCCAAUCGUCGACCACAGGGAACGCCAAAUAGCACCUCACAGCCUCUCCUUCAACUUUACCGGCGAACGACUCUACUGCGGCUUCGAAGACACCAUCGAAAUCUUCGACGUUAACCGCCCAGGCUCCGAAGGCACCCGCCUCCCCACCACACCCUCCAAAAAAAGCAAAGACGGUCUAAAAGGCAUCAUCUCCUCCUUGGCAUUCUCCACCCUCUACGGCGCAGACGACACACUCUUCGCAGCUGGCACCCUAACCCCGAGACCAGACAACAUCGGCUUAUGGGUCGAGUCGCAGGAGGCGAUGGUUAUGAGCGUUGGAGGGGGGCCUAGAGCCGGGGUCGUCCAGAUGCAAUUCAACCCAUACCGCCCACACAUCCUCUACGCCACCUACCGAGGCAUCGCAAACAACCUCAUCUACAGCUGGGACAUCCGCUCCAACGUCCACUCCCCUCUCAGAAUCUUCGAUGCCCGCCCAUUGGAUUCCUCAGGGAACCCAACACCCGUUCCAAUCUCAAUGCGUAAUCAGAAGAUGCAUUUUGGAUUAGAUGUGGUUGGGAGGUAUAUGGGAGUCGGUAAUUCCAAUGGUGAAAUCGCGGUAUUCGACCUGCAGAAAGCCGAAGGCGAUGCUCAAGACAGUCAAGACGAGGAGGCAUCCAUUCAAGAAACCUCCACCUCUUUCCCCGACUUCAGGUUCGACGCUCACAAAGGUGCAUACCCAUCCGUCCUCUAA
Molecule: messenger RNA, 1179 nt
Organism: Coprinopsis cinerea okayama7#130
Lineage: Eukaryota; Fungi; Basidiomycota; Agaricomycetes; Agaricales; Psathyrellaceae
Product: guanyl nucleotide binding protein
Exons: 7
Coding region: 1-1179 (392 amino acids)
Molecular function (GO): protein binding
Source: RefSeq, a predicted model, not a curated record